AGGUUAUGACUGCAGUAAAUGCAGAGUUCGUCAUCUUUACCUGACAAUCCAGGCCUGGCCAAUCUACAACUUUCAAACUCCAGUCCACAAGGCGGCGGUGAUGCACCUGCACGCUGCUUUGCCAUAUGCCAAUAAAUCCAACGAAGAAGAAGACGAAGCAACAACGUUACUCUUGCUGAUGCCGAUAACUGGAAGAAACGGUCUGUAUUGGCAGAAAGACUCAACAUGGCAACCCCAGUGUCUGUGCUCCGCCUGCCAAAAGGACCCGACCCCAACAGCCGUGGAUUUGACCCCAAAUCAGCCCGUUUCAUCGCUCUCUGUCGUACCUCCAUCAACACCUCUGCUGCAUCAGAGGCAGACCCUGAGCAGCUGCAGAGAGAGCAGCAUGUGCGGUCUGUGCUGAGAGAGUGUUUCCUACGAUGUCUCCUCUCCAUGGCCAACAAGAAGGUCCAGUUUCACAUGUAUGAGAAGGUGAAGGUGGAGGCCACGUUUGGAGCGUCCGAUAUCGACGUGCUGAACUUUCAGGUGUCGGACCUGCACACUCCCAUCGGGGUGCAAAAAGAGGCACUGAUCAGGUGUCGGGACGUGAUUUCAUUCACUUUCGAUGUGUGAACUCCAGAGGUUUUUGUUACCUGUUUGUUUGGGCUAAGACGUACUUGGGCAUCUCUCACAUUCUUUAAGAUAGUUUAUAAAAGUGGUUAAAUUUUCCUACAACAGUGAGGUUGCACAUUGCUGUUCAGCCAGUCAUGCUGCCCUGACUGCAUCGAAAGAGCCAACUCUGACAAGUAGUCCCACUUUUUCAGCACAAGAGGGAGUUGUACGCCUGUGUUUCAAGUCUAAUAUCAAACCUGCAUGUGACAUCUUGUUCAGGUUUGUACUGGGUUUGAGUGGUAUCAGAUUUUUGACAAAGUAUUGACCAACAUUUUGACAAUGUGAUGUUGUUUUGCUGAUGAUUGCUAGUGCUUUCAGAAUAUGUUUACCUACAAACACAUCUUGAAGUUCAGCCAUUCUCUGUUUGUUUCUUUCUAAUUAAUUCAAAAAGUUGUAAAACUUAAUGCAGCCUUUAAGACCAGGUAAUCAAACAAUGAAACCAACAUAUCAGAAGAUAUUUAGCCUUACUUCACGAUUUACAUGUCUAUUUCUGCUCUGCACAAUAACUUUCCACUUUCUGUAGAUCACCUUCCUUGGUGAGACGCAGAAAGAGGUGAUUACUGUUCUGGUGCUCAAGUCCACAAGUUAUAUCUCUUGUCAUUUAAUUCUUUCACUGUGACAAAUGCAACGUUGCACUUUAAACAUUAUUUUGCGUUAA
Molecule: messenger RNA, 1309 nt
Organism: Micropterus dolomieu (smallmouth bass)
Lineage: Eukaryota; Metazoa; Chordata; Actinopteri; Centrarchiformes; Centrarchidae
Gene: gemin7
Product: gem (nuclear organelle) associated protein 7
Exons: 2
Coding region: 226-612 (128 amino acids)
Biological process (GO): spliceosomal snRNP assembly
Cellular component (GO): SMN-Sm protein complex
Source: RefSeq, a predicted model, not a curated record